AUGGGAGAGGAAGAUAAGAAGAAACCAGAGGAGAAAAUGGAGAAGAAAAAAACUGAGGAGCCACAAGUGACAUCAGAGGAUAAGAAAGAAGAAGAGAAGGAGAAAAAGAAAGAGCCUCAAGAGAUUGUUCUUAAGAUCUUUAUGCAUUGUGAGGGUUGUGCUAAAAAAAUCCAUAGAUGUCUUAAAGGUUUUGAAGGAGUGGAGGAUGUAACAACUGAUUGUAAAACUAGUAAAGUUGUGGUGAAAGGAGAGAAGGCAGAUCCAUUAAAAGUGUUGCACAGAUUGCAAAGAAAGAGUCACCGUCAAGUGGAGCUUCUUUCGCCGAUUCCAGAGCCUAAACCGGUUUCUGAUGAACCAGAGAAGAAAGAAAAGGAGAAGGCAAAACCUAAACCCAAAAAAGAAGAGGUAUUGACAGUGGUGCUGAGAGUUCACAUGCAUUGUGAAGCAUGUGCAAUGGAGAUCCAAAAGCGAAUCAUGAGAAUGAAAGGAGUGGAGUCUGUGGAACCAGAUUUUAAAGCAUCACAAGUGAGCGUGAAAGGAGUUUUUACACCGGAAAAGCUAGUUGAGUACGUUUACAAGAAAAUCGGGAAGCACGCCGCAGUUGUUAAGCAAGAUCCGCCGCCAAAACUGCCGGAGAAAGAAAAGGAAACGAAAGACAAAGACGAGAAGAAAAAAGAAGAGGAACAACCGAAAGAAGGAAAAGAGGCCAAGGAAGACGGUGGUGGAGGAGCGGCCAAACCAAUGGCCGGAGGAGGCGAUGCUGCCGCUGAGGAAGGGAUCAAAUCGGUGGACUUGAAGAAGAACGAAUAUCAAUACCAGCCACCGAGGUAUCCCGUGGAGAUGUUUACUUAUCCACCACAAAUAUUCAGUGACGAAAACCCCAACGCUUGUACCAUUAUGUAAUAAAACUGUCGGUUUAAGAGGUUGUAGGAUUUUUUUUUGUACUCUAUUUAUAUGCCUUAUUUUUAUUGUAAUAGUACUAUUUGUGGAAUUGUUUUGCUUCAAGCUAAUUCGAUGAUCGUAGUUUCUAA
This is a messenger RNA of Eutrema salsugineum, 1031 nucleotides long. Its product is annotated as heavy metal-associated isoprenylated plant protein 7. The record is from RefSeq and is a predicted model, not a curated record. The transcript is spliced from 5 exons. The coding region runs from base 1 to 903 and encodes 300 amino acids. Lineage: Eukaryota; Viridiplantae; Streptophyta; Magnoliopsida; Brassicales; Brassicaceae. Gene Ontology annotation, molecular function: metal ion binding.